Molecule: messenger RNA, 8920 nt
Organism: Rhincodon typus (whale shark)
Lineage: Eukaryota; Metazoa; Chordata; Chondrichthyes; Orectolobiformes; Rhincodontidae
Gene: tncb
Product: tenascin Cb
Exons: 33
Coding region: 412-7815 (2467 amino acids)
Molecular function (GO): protein binding
Source: RefSeq, a predicted model, not a curated record
CUCUUCCAAUCUCUUUAGAAACAGCAGGAGCUAUUGCCCAGCUGCACUGAGAAGUGUCUCUACUUUCAACUGGGUCACUGUUGUUACUUCAGAACCAUUAAAGCUUUAAUUUCACACUUCAAACUGCACACCAGUGAGAACCUGAUGGAACUAUCCGCUUCACUUUUGGUAAAUUUAUAAAUAUCGUGGCUACUGUCUUUUGCUUUGGGCCCCAAACAGCAGCUGCACUACGACCUUUCACCUGUUGCUUGAACCAGUCCAAAAUCUUGAAUGUGAGAGGAUAGACUUCUGACCUAUAGCACCAUCGGAUAAAUUGAGUCAAAAGGAAUCAAUUCUUUUACACAUUAUUGCUUGGUGCUAUAUCCAUAAACAAAACUGACUGCAUAAACUGGAAGAAUACAAAGCACCAAAAUGGUCUUUCAAAGGCACAUUUUAGUUUGUUUCAUCACCGCUAUUUUAGUGGAUCAAACGCAUGAGGGACUUAUUAAGAAAAUUAUUAGACAGAAGAGAGACAUCUUGCAGCCAAAAGAAGAAAAUAUCACUUUACCACUCGGAACACAACCUAUAAACUUCAACCAUGUCUACAACAUUAAUGUUCCUCUUGGCUCCCUUUGUUCGGUGGACUUGGAAUCCCCUGAUGGCAUUGCAAGACCCAAAGCUGACUCCAGUGACCAACACAUCGAGCAGACAGUUGAUGGUGAAAAUCAAAUUGUCUUCACUCAUCGAAUCAAUAUCCCACGUCAGGCCUGCGGCUGUGCGGCAGGACCUGAUAUCCGUGACUUACUCAACAGGUUGGAGACUUUGGAAAAUCACGUAUCCUUAUUACGUGAUCAGUGUGCUAAUGGAGGAUGCUGUGGAAAUGGUGCACAGCAAGGAAGAGGUCGUGUUGAUGUAAAACCAUUCUGUGGUGCACAUGGAAACUACAGUACAGAUACCUGCGGCUGUUUAUGUAACCCAGGCUGGAAAGGAGAAAAUUGCACAGAACCUGAAUGCCCAGAAAAUUGCAAUGGAAGAGGUACCUGCAUUAAUGGCAAGUGUUUGUGUGAAGAAGGUUUCACUGGAGAAGAUUGUAGCAUUGAAGCAUUCUGCCCGAAUGACUGCAGUGAUCAAGGCAGGUGUAUAAAUGGAGCCUGCCAUUGCUUUCCCAGUUACACAGGAGAAGACUGCAGCCAGGAGUUGUGUCGAUUUGACUGUGGUGAAUAUGGAACCUGUAUUAGAGGAGUUUGUGUUUGUGAUGAAGGUUACGUAGGUGAAGACUGUGGAAUAAAGCUGUGCCCCAACAACUGCAGCAAUCAAGGUAUUUGUAUGAAUGGACAGUGUGUUUGUGAUGAAGGCUUAACUGGGGAAGACUGUACGAAACUAGCCUGUCUUAACAACUGCUAUAAUCGUGGUCGCUGUGUGGAUGGAGAGUGCAUCUGUGAUGAAGGUUUUACUGAUCAGGACUGUUCAGAAAUUAUUUGCCCUAAUGAUUGUUAUGAUCGUGGACGCUGUAUCGAAGGGGUAUGUUACUGCGAUGAAGGCUUCACUGGUGAAGAUUGUGGGGAACUUGUCUGUGUCAAUAACUGCAGUAACAAUGGCCUCUGCGUCAAUGGACAAUGUGUCUGCAAUGAAGGCUAUGCAGGAGAAGACUGUAGCGAAUGGGCUUGCCUGAACAACUGCCACAAUCGUGGAGUCUGUGUCGACGGGGAGUGCAUCUGCAAUGAAGGUUUCACUGGUGAAGAUUGUGGUGAGUUGGCCUGUCCGAAUAAUUGUAACAAUCGUGGACACUGUGAUGAUGGAUAUUGCAUAUGUGAUGAAGGCUUCACAGGAGAAGACUGCAGUGAGCUCCUGUGUCCAAACAACUGCAACAACGUUGGCCGUUGUGUCAAUGGACGAUGCGUCUGUAACUAUGGCUACACAGGAGAGGACUGUGGCGAACUAGCUUGUCCAAACAAUUGCAACAACCAAGGGCGCUGUGUCAGCGGCCAAUGCAUCUGUGAGGAGAGCUAUUCAGGAGAAGACUGCAGUGAGCUGAUUUGCCCUAAUGACUGCUAUGACCGUGGGCAAUGUGUCAAUGGCCAAUGCAUCUGUGAUGAAGGCUUCACUGGGGAAGACUGCAGUCUACUGGCCUGUCCAAACAACUGUAACAAUCAUGGCCUCUGCGUCAAUGGUCAGUGUGUCUGUGAUGCUGGUUUUACUGGUGAGGAAUGCAGUGAGGUGGCAUGUCUUAACAACUGUAAUAAUCGUGGCCGCUGUGUCAAUGGUCAAUGUGUCUGCGAUCCAAAUUACAGCGGUGUAGAUUGUGGAGAUCUGGUCUGUCCCGCAAAUUGCAAUGAUCGUGGGAGUUGUGUGAAUGGUCGAUGUGUCUGUCAUGAAGGUUACAUCAAAGAAGACUGCUCUGCUGUUUCUCCCCCCAAAAAUCUAAAGGUGACUGAAGUGGACCCUAAAACCAUGGAUGUGGAGUGGUAUAAUGAAGUCCGAGUAAAUGAAUAUCUUAUCACCUAUGCUCCAACUACCCCUGGUGGUCUACAGUUGGAAAUAAGAGUACCUGGUGACCAAAUGACAUCCACCAUUCAAGGACUAGAGCCAGGACUUGAAUAUUUAAUCAACGUUUAUGCUAUCCUUAACAACCAGAAAAGCAUUCCUGUCAGUGCCAGGGUAGCAACACAUCUACCCACACCAGAUGGUCUAAGAUUCAAGUCCAUUCGUGAGACCUCUGUAAAUGUGGAGUGGGAACCUUUGGAUAUCGUGUUUGAUGGUUGGGAGAUCAUUUUCAAAGCUCCGAAAGAAGAAAAUGGAGAAAUUUCCAACAGCCUGAAACAGCCGCAGGUAUCAUUUGUACAGACUGGUCUGGCUCCAGGACACGAUUACGAGGUCAGCCUUCAUGUUGUGAAAAAUAAUACUCGUGGCCCACCAAUUAAGCAAAGACUGACAACAAGUGAGUAUCUGCAGCCAGGUACUGAAUAUGGUUUUGGAGUUAGUGCCAUUAAAGACCACCGGGAGAGUCCCCCUGCUACCAUUAAUGUAGCCACAGACUUGGAUAGUCCAAAAGACUUGAAAGUGAUUGAGACAACAGAGAACUCAAUUACUCUGACAUGGAAACCACCACUGGCAACAAUAGACCAUUACUACAUCAUCUAUAUCUCAUCCACCGAAGAAAAGAAUGAGGACAUUGUGGCAGCUGAUGCAGUGUCCUACAUCCUGACUGGUCUUGCCCCUGCAGCUGAGUACAACAUUAUCCUUAUAGCACAGCGAGGUAAACAGAAGAGCAGGGCUUCCACCAUCACUGCUUCUACAGGCCUUGAAGCACUGCGAGGUCUUAAAUUUUCUGAGAUAACUCCCACAACUACCUCAGUGGCUUGGGAAGCUCCUUCAGCUCCCGUUGACAUGUUUGUUGUGAACUAUAAUCCUAAAAGCCACGGAGAAACGCAACAGGUUAUUGUGAAGGGAGACCAGACCACAGUUGCUCUCACUGAUUUGAAGCCUGCCACUGAGUAUGUGGUGACACUUAUGGCUCUUCGAGGCACAGCAAGAACAGAGCCCUUGGUCGGAUCUGUCACUACAGAAGCGUCGGUGCCUGAGUUUUCCGGGACUGGUGAUGGUGAAGUCAGUAACCUAACUGUUUCCAAUGUAACCUCGGAUGGUGUCAAACUUUCCUGGAUGGCAGACGUAGGAUUCUAUGACUAUUUUAUCAUAAAGUAUAGAAGUGAGCUUGGAAACGAUGAUGAGACAGAGAUCUCCGUGACUGGUGACGAUUUAGCUGCUGAAAUAAGAGGCCUAAAGCCCUCCACUCCUUAUAAGAUAUCUCUUUAUGGAAUUGCUGGCAAUCAACACUCAGAGCCGCUGAACAUUAUAGCUACCACAGCUGUCUUAAACAACCCACUUGGCAAGCUGAUAGAUCAUACAACAUCCCUCACUGCUCGACUGCACAAAGACGGAAGUUUUAACCAUGGCCCCACAUUUGAUUCAGAGAAAGGGGUGUUGCAUAGUAAACUGGGAAGCCUUACUGUGGUAAAUGCAACUUCCAAAAGUAUUAAGCUCUCUUGGACUUUGCAAAAUGGAUCUUUUGACAGCUUUCUUAUAGUGGUCACAGAUUCCACUGGGCUAUAUGGACCACUGGAAAUGGCCCUAAAUGGUGACUUACAUAGCACGGAGGUAACUGGUCUCUUGGAUAGUACACAUUAUAAGGUGGAGACAUUCAUUGAGCAAGGGUCUCUCCCAAUCAGCCAGUUUGUGAGCAAAAAAGAUGGAUCAUCUAAUUCUAAUCCGCAAACGUCUAUUACAGAAUCCUUUGACAGUACCACCACACAUUCUCCAACCUCAGGAGCUGCCAAGCCAGAGAAUCUUCUGGUAAAAAAUAUAACUUCCACCAGCCUCAAGGUAUCAUGGACAGCGCCGAGUGGACACUUUGAUAGUUUUCUUUUAAUAAUAAAGGAUGUUAAUGCAUUGAGUGUCCCUUUGAAGAUUUCUCUACCAGGUGAUCAGCACACAACUAAUGUAACAGGGCUGGUAGCUGGCACUGAGUACGAAAUUGAUCUUUAUGGAAUAUUCCAAGGCCGGCUGUCACAACCACUGAAAGAUUUUGCAAGAACAGAAUCUGAACUUGAAAACUUAAUGGUCUCGGAAGUUACCUCCGGCAGCUUCAAACUCUCUUGGACAGCUGAUGAGUCCUUUGAAAGCUUUGUUAUAGAUGUUAAAGACUCAGAUGGGUUGUUCGAACCAUUAACAUACACAGUACCAGGUGAUCAGUUUUCCAUAGACAUCCCACAUCUGCGUGCUGCUACUGACUAUGAGGUUUCCAUCUAUGGUAUAAGCCAUGGUCAGCAAACAAAACCACUAUACACUGAAGCUCAAACAGUGACUGAACUCAAACUUAGCAACCUAAUGAUUUCCAAUAUUACUUCAGAUGGUUUCAUUGUCUCUUGGACAGCCAAUGGCACCUUUGAAAGCUUUGUAGUAGAUGUAACAGAUCCUAACAGGAUCUUCGAAACCUCGGAGCUCAUUGUCCCAGGCAACCAUCGCUCUAUUGGCAUCUCAAAGCUGUUAGCCAGCACUGAUUAUGUCAUUUACCUCUCUGGUCUUUAUCAAGGACAGCAAACUCAAACGCUUAGUGCAUUUGCUACAACAGAGGCAGAACCUGAAGUGGGCAACCUAGUGGUUUCAGACAUUACCUCAAACAGCUUCAGCCUCUCUUGGAUGGGAAAGGACAAGGCAUUUGAAAGCUUUGUCAUUGAACUUAUAGAUUCUGACAGGUUCACAGAGCCACUGGAGUACACAAUACCAGGCAACGUGCAAACCACCCAACUCUCCAACCUCAUAGCUGGCACUAAUUAUGUGAUUUAUUUCUAUGGUCUUGUCAAUGGCCGACGUACAAUUCCUGCAACUACUGUUGUAUUGACAGAAGAAGAAGCUGAACUUGGCAACCUAGUUGUUUCAGAUAUUACCUCAGAAGGCUUCACGCUCUCUUGGACAGCAGAAGAUGAGGCAUUUGAUUAUUUUAUCAUAGAUGUUAGAGACUUUGACAGCUCGCUUGAUCCAAUACAGCAAGUUCUAUCAGGGAAAACACGAACUACUGACAUCUCAGGUCUAGUAGAAGGCACUGGAUACCAAAUUAAUGUCACUGGCGUAAUUCAAGGCUGGCACUCACAACCUCUCACUGCUCUCACCACUACAGGUACUGCCACUUGCAGAAACAUGUUUUUUGUUAUUAAUAUUAAUAGUCAUAACUCCCUUUCUUUCUCUCAAGUCCGCCUUGAACCUUCUUCAAUCCAGAGGUAUAGGAUAGGUGGAGUUAGAGAUUUAAAGCAAAAACCCAAAAUGGAAAACUUAGUGGUUUCACACAUAAACUCUUACGGAUUCAAAAUCUCUUGGAACGCAACGGAUGGGGCCUAUGAAAGUUUUGUUAUAGUGGUUAGAGAUUCUGGCAGGUUGUUGGAGCCAAUGGAGCACAGAGUGCCAGGCGAUCAUCACUCCAUUAACAUCACUGGUCUGAUCACUGGGAUUGGUUAUGAUAUUAAUAUCUAUGGUGUAGCCAAUGACCAGCACUCUAAGCCCCUAUUUACUAAGACGGCAACAGAAGCUGAACCUGAAGUGGACAACUUAGCAGUUUCUGAUGUUACCUCAAAUGGCUUCACACUCUCUUGGACAACAGAUGAGAAUGUCUAUGAUCACUUUAACAUAAGAAUUAGGGAUUCCAGAAAAGAAACUUCACCCUGGGACUACACAGUGUCAGGGGAACUCCGAACAACUAACAUCACAGACUUACCUGAUGGCACUGAGUAUGAGAUUUCCUUGGUUGGCAUUUCAGAGGGACGAUAUUCGCAGCCAGUAAAUACCAUAGCAACCACAGCAUUAGGAGCUCCUAAAUUUCUGCGGUUCACUGAUGUCACCGACACUACAGUGACAGUCUGGUGGGACAUUGAGAGUAGCUACAUCACCAACUUCAAGAUUAUUUAUGUGCCAACUGAUGGAGGCCCAAGUAACACCGUGACAGUCGAUGGCAGAAAGACUCGAACUAUACUGAAGAGGCUCACCCCAGCUACUGAAUACGAAAUCAAAGUCAUCGCUGUUAGAGGGUUUGAGGAGAGUGAACCAGUUUCAGGCACAGUGCACACAGCAUUGGACAGUCCAUCAGAAUUGAGAGUUGUGAAGGUCACGGAUUCUGAAGCCGUACUGACAUGGAAACCCACAAUUUCUGCAGUAGAUGAAUAUGUGCUCAGCUGUCAUGCUGAGGGUGCUCCUGAACUGACAAAACGGGUUUCAGGGGACCAGGUGCAGACUGCCCUCUCCUCACUUUUACCUGGCACCUUGUACACUGUGAGGAUCAGGGCUGUGAAAGGCAUUCUGGAAAGUUCUGCCGCAUCUAUUACUUUUACAACUGCCAUUGAUCCACCCAGAGACCUGAGAGUUGGAGAAAUUACAGCAACCGAUGCCCUUGUUUCUUGGAAACCUCCACAAGCUAAGAUCGAAGGGUACAUUAUGACUGUGGAAUCUGAAGAUGGGAGACCACAGAGCAUUGAAUAUUUCGGAGCUACAGAUACCUCAUACAGCAUGAGUGAACUGGUUCCAUCAAUGAAGUACGUGCUGAGACUCCAGGCCUACACAGGGUCAGAGACAAGCAAUGUAAUAGAGACUAGCUUCAUAACAGUUGGCACCUUGUAUCCAUUCCCUAAGGAUUGCUCCCAAACGUUGCUGAAUGGUGAAGCUAGUUCUGGACUUAGUACCAUCUUCUUGCGUGGAAAUCGUUCUCAACCACUGGAAGUGUACUGUGACAUGACCACUGAUGGAGGUGGUUGGAUGGUUUUCCAGAGGCGCCAGAAUGGCAGAGUAGAUUUCUUCAGAAACUGGAAGAAUUAUACCAUUGGAUUUGGUGACCCUUCUGAUGAGUUCUGGUUAGGCCUUGAAAACCUUCACAAGAUUACAUCACAGGAUCAUUACCAACUGCGUGUAGAUCUCCGAGAUGAAGGGGACGUUGCUUAUGCAGUUUAUGACAGGUUCGUUAUCUCUGAUGCCAAAAGUCGAUAUAAGCUGCAUUUUGGACGGUACAACGGAACAGCAGGCGAUUCCCUGUCUUACCAUCAAGGUCGUCCAUUCUCCACAAAGGACAGAGACAAUGAUGUGGCUGUGACAAACUGUGCUCUGUCUUACAAGGGAGCCUGGUGGUACAAGAACUGUCACAAAGUAAAUCUGAAUGGGAGAUAUGGAGUUCAAAGCCAUAGCCAGGGUGUUAACUGGUAUCAUUGGAAGGGUCAUGAGCAUUCGAUUGAAUUUGUUGAAAUGAAAUUGAGACCACACAACUUCAGAAAUCCACAACAGAGGAAGAAGAGAGCGCAGUAACAUCAUUAAAUAACCAAAUCAGCCAUCAACAGUAACAGUUCAUAAUGUACAAAAAUAUCACUAAUUUAGUUCACAAUUGAGUUACUGUGUAAUAUGAGCCUCGCUGGCAAAGUGUUCUCAUCUUACAUGGGUUUAGCUUCACUCAGUUUAAACACCAAAGAUAAUUUUGACAAUAAUUAACAUAGGUUGUUAUUGCUUUUAGGGUCAUAGCUUUACAUAUGUUGCUUGGAGGCUGGGGGUGGGCUUUAUAUAUACAUCGUUAUACCUACACAGACAUCAGAGUGUAUUAUUUGUGUUUUUGUUCAUUGUGUUGGGGAUAUUUGUCAUGGCAACAUACCGACCAGUUGAUAUUAGAAGGUUGAUGUACAGAAGCUUCGUGUUUAACCAUCAAAUGUAUAAGCAGACUGUUUAAAUGUGGGUGCAGAUUUUUUUGUUAAGGUGGAGCACCAUAUUUGUGGUCCUUUAUUGAAAGGGAGGUAUUGUUUGAAAAAGCACAAAUUGGUUCUUGCCAUUGGUUCGCAAUUUCAGGUACCUUACUUUAAACAAAAAUCAACCAAAUGUUGAUUUUGUUAAAGGAUAGAACAAUAAUGUACAUACAUUAAACUAGGAGCCCUUAUUGAAGCCACAUUCACAAAGAUUCAUUUGCUCACUAGAAUAGGACAAGUUUUUCUCAGUAAAUUAACAAGUGAUAUACACGUAAAAGAAAUACAUUAUUAAAUGUAAUUUUGAAUUAUUUUUCCUCGUGGGAAGUUAUGUCUGGAUUGUUUAGAAUAAUCACAACGCAUCUUUCAUUUAUAUAAAAGGCAUGGUUACUGUGCUGAAAUAACAGGAAAAACAAUGAAAUACCUUUAAGGGAUUUUACUUUCAACACAAGUGUAAAAAGUAAUAUGUUUGUCUUUCAAACAUCCACAACCAAAAUUUUUUUCCCUGAUUUAUAUAAUGUCCUAACUACGGAAACGUAUGAUCUCUACAAUCUAAGUUAUACAGUACCACUAAAACCGUAAUAUACAUUUGUAAAAUAAUGAGUGUUUCUCACCUGAAUAAUUUCAAUGUAUGUUUCUGUGUACUCCUAAUUAAAAUAAAGUAAUGGUGUUUUAACAAAUUA